Molecule: messenger RNA, 1638 nt
Organism: Lodderomyces theae
Lineage: Eukaryota; Fungi; Ascomycota; Pichiomycetes; Serinales; Debaryomycetaceae
Gene: RIM21
Product: Rim21p
Exons: 1
Coding region: 1-1638 (545 amino acids)
Biological process (GO): cellular response to pH
Cellular component (GO): plasma membrane
Source: RefSeq, a predicted model, not a curated record
AUGUAUUGGAGAAGCUCAUGGUGGGACGCUAAACCUUACCCAUCAUGCAAGGAGAUCAAUUUAAAUGAGGGCAUGGUCAUAUCACAUGAUCCAGACUAUCCAGUACAAUACAUUCUGCAAGCGCAAUACGUGCAAAACUGCUAUCAUGACGCAAUACCCGUUCUAAAUACCAAUGUGGGACUAGUGAUUGACAAAUUCACGAGACCUUUACCUAUAGUCGCAGAGUCAUGGGCCAACUUUACCCACCACAACACUCGAGGGUUAUUUAGCUACAGUGUCGUAUCCAUAGUCUAUGCAAUAGCUGUACUGGCUGUCAUCACUUGGUUUCUCACAAUAUUUGUGUUUACAAACUAUACCAUUAAACCGUCGUGGUUGUUGAAAUUGUCGACUUUGCUCUCAUCGGUCUACAUCUUGGUGGUUGUCAUCAAAUCAAUAAUUAUUCUUCACAUGCAACAGCGUGAGGGGUAUCUUCAUGGAGCAAAAGUCUUGAGUGAAAUAAACGAAAACAAGGCCGUCAAUAUAAUUGAUUUGAUUGUGGUUUUACUCUUACAAAUUAAUCAAGUGCAAAUAAUAAUGAGGUUGUUUCAGCGACAAAAGGACAAACGGCUUACGUUUUAUGUUGGCUGUGCUGCGUCCAUUGCAUCGCAGGUCAUUUGGAGUAUUGCACAGUUCCAUUAUUUUGACGUAAACAACGAGGCGGGGGAUAUAUUGCCUGCGUUCAUUUACUUGGUGAGAAUAGCCAUGGCUUUAUGCUAUGCUGCCAUCAUUACAGUCUACUUCAUCAGUAAGAUUCAAAUAAUUUUAGCGAACCGACGUAUUUGGCUAUUGACGCUUCUCACAUUGAUUUUAAUUUACAGCCCCGUUGCGUUUUUCAUUGCCGAUGUGUCGAAUGCGUUUAUUUACGAGUUGUCCGAAAUCUUUUCGGUGGUCAACUAUGUGAUUGGUGUAGUGAUACCAUGGGAAUGGUGCAACAAAUUCAACCUUAUUAUGAGAGCAAAGGAAAAAGAAGGCGUUCUUGGUCGAAGAUUUUACGAAGAUGAGUCGUAUGAGCUCGAUAGGUUUGAACUUUUCGUCGAAGAGCAAAUACCGUUGGAUGAUGAUGACGAAGAAGGAGAAGAAGAAGAAGAAGAAGAAAAUGAUGAUGGUGGUGAUGAUGAACAUGGUGGAAGAGCAUCGAAUGACACUGGUGGUGAUAUUGAGGCAGCUCGGUCAAGAAGAAUUCUGAACCAAUCACGAAACUCUCGAUUACAUGAGCAAGGAGACUUACAGGCUGGUGGAACAUCCGCUACAAGAAAGGUGCUAAAUGCUUUGCAAAUAUCUAAGCAGGCAUUUUUGUCGCUAACGGAUACCAUUAUAGCAGCUGGCUUUGCUAUUCCUAGAUCUGUAAGCGUUUCAACACAUUCGUUCAGCGGCAGAUCAAAAGACAAUCAUCCAAUCGAGUCUCAUGAAAUAGCUCAUCCUGCACCACAAACUAUCAAUGUUGCCGCUGGUAGGUCUGAUGUGGAUGGUGUCACCACUGAGGGACCGCUGGAUUUCAACACCAUUGCCUCUACAACCAGCAGAAACAGAAGAAAUGUCUACGUGUAUGCGAAAAAAGAGGUUGUUGUCGAUCUUUCAAGUCAAGAGGAAGAACAUUAA